GACCUACCUCCGAAUAAGAAAGAGUAAGACCUACUGUGGGUAUGUUGAUAUGGUGACAGCGUCAAAAUGGCGGCUAAUGGACCAUCGUUGCUGGAAUCAAAGAAAGACAAGAAGAAUCUAAUAAUCAAGGGUCAUGGCAAGGGAGGGGGAGGGGCAAAGCUCCUUCGCAGACCUAGGGCUCCUAAAUUACCUCCCCUGGAACCAGAACUACCACCUUCCCCUGACAAACCUUUUUAUGAAAUUUAUGACUUUGAGCAAGAGACUGAUUUCAGUCACAGACAUCUUCAGUCCCCCACGCCCAGUGUGGUACCUAGUCUUGUAUCCCCUCCCCCUUCAGAAUCACACCCUGCUGGAGGAGCGUACUACAGAAACAAUUUUGGAAUAUCGCCACACAGUAAUGGAUCAUACCUCCACAAAGAUGACAAAAAGUUUGUGCUUGACCCCAUUUACAGAGAAAAAACUAGUCUUGGUACUUAUGUUGAUGGUAAAUCAUUAGUAAAACCGUUUAAACCAAGAGGACCGGAGAGUUUUCCAACAAGACUUCCCAAAAAGCCAGGCGAGAUUUUACAAAUGGAUAAUGUAGAAGAUAUAAGGUAUCAUCAGCCACCUGCCUUUACUUUGGACAAUUUUGUUUAUCAUCUUUCAGAACUACGAAACAUACCUGUACGCAAAGUCAGGAAUAUAUUCUAUUCAAAGCAUAACUAUAAAAAGUUAACAAAACUAUUGGCUGAGAGAUAUAUUCAUCCCACUGUUCAAGAGGAAGUGAAGGUGAUGGAAAUGACUCCAGAAGCUCAGAACAUCCCUCCAUCUGAACCCAGAAUCCCGCAGAAGCAGCUUCUGAUUGAAAUGGCAGCCAUGAUUAAACAGCAUGUACGAGACCUGAUGAACACCGAGGUCAAGUCGGUUAUCCGACCCCUGAGGAAGUACAGCCCCUCCUACGCUGAUGAUAAUGUUCCCCACACGGAGAUCAUCUUGUAUGAGGAUGACACGUUCGAUGUCGCCAGUCACUCGGCCCAAGAAAGACAGGAUACAGAAAUUCCAGGGAUGGAUUCAAUGUUUCACUCUGCCCCAUCUAGAUAUUUCCAGGGAGCUGGGCGAAGUCAAUCCCCUUUUACUGCACCCUCAGAAAAUGCUAUUUCUCCAUCUGAGUUGGCCAUUCUUGAUGCUCUGAUAAAUGGGGGGAAAGCUCUUAGUCUCAAGGCACACUUCAUAGCAGAAAUGCCUGACAUCUCACCUUUGAUAAGGACAGUCACAUACCUCAACUUGUCCUUCAAUGAUUUCUCCAUAUUCCCACGGGAAAUUCUGGAGAUUCAACAGCUUGAAAUCCUGAAACUUAGAAAUAAUCCUCUCCGAGAACUUCCCUCGGACAUCCACCGACUCCGGAACCUUCGGAUUCUAGUCGUGUCCUUCUGUCUUUUGACCAACAUUCCCAUGGGGUUGUUUGCCUUGCCGAAGCUGAUCCAUCUGGAUAUUUCUUACAAUAAGCUGACCUUCAUUCAAAACGAGAUUGCCAACAUGAGAAACUUGCGCGAGCUGAACAUGGAGGGGAACCAGCUGCCAGCCAUGCCGUGUGGAGCCCUGCUCCUGGACCUGUUCUACCUCAACGUCAAGAACAACUUCAUGCACCCGCUCUUUUGGAAGGAGCACACGCAGAACCAGCCACAGCGUUUAAUUGACAUGUGUGCCUUGACUUUGGUGGAAGGGGAAGUAAUCAAUGACAAGGAUGUCCUUCCAGAGUCUGUUAAAAAAGUCUUGGCAAAUCGGUCGGUGUGCGAUUGUUGCCAUGGUGCUCUGUUUGGCCCAGGUCUCCGAAUUAUUCGUCCAGUCAGUAAACUCCAUGGAAUUAAAAACCUACCGUUCCUCUUUCGGGCAUGCUCACCAAGCUGUUUACAGGUCUUCAAACACAGUAAGGACACAUUGUCUGAGAUCCUAUAUGGAGUGAAGUCUACUCCUAGAGGCGAAGAGGAGGAGGAGGAAGAGGAGUAAAGGGAGAUAAUUCUUAAAGAUAAACGUCUCCAAAGGUAGACCACUCAAGUGGAUGCUGCUGCUUGAGAGACCUAAGGCGCUGUUAUAAUCGAGGUCGGAAGGAAAUAAAAAAUGAAAAAAAAGACAAGGAAUACCUAUAAGUUAAUUAUUGACUAUGCUGUCCUAGGGUGGAAAUAAAUUAAAACUUACAUAUUUCUUUUUGUGCAGUUUUGUGCAUUGCUGUUUGAAAUGAAUUGUUGAAUAUAUAGGCUGUUAUAUGUUACAAUAAUAAAAACAUCUAAGACAAUGAAGAUGGUUUCUUAGAGA
Molecule: messenger RNA, 2292 nt
Organism: Magallana angulata
Lineage: Eukaryota; Metazoa; Mollusca; Bivalvia; Ostreida; Ostreidae
Product: leucine-rich repeat-containing protein 63-like
Exons: 11
Coding region: 67-1986 (639 amino acids)
Molecular function (GO): protein binding
Source: RefSeq, a predicted model, not a curated record